CCUCUUUUCCCGGCAUCCUUUCUGAUUGAUUUCCUGGCGCCCUGCCAGGGCGGAAGUGGUCCGAGAUGAUGGCAGCUGUUAUUCCUUUCCGUGUUUCCUCAGCGAGAUCUGCCUGGGUAGCGAUCGCCUCGAUGCUGCUGCUGCUGCUGCUGCUUAUAGUGCCAGGACCCUCGUUGGCCGGCAGGAAUCGAGUCAAAGUACUGACUGACGGAGCGUGGCAAGAACUGCUGCAGGGCGAAUGGAUGGUGGAAUUCUAUGCUCCUUGGUGUCCUGCCUGUCAGAAUUUACAGCCAGAAUGGGAAAGCUUUGCCGAAUGGAGCGAGGAUCUUGAAGUGAACAUUGCCAAAGUGGAUGUAACAGAGCAGCCAGGACUAAGUGGAAGGUUUGUCAUAACAGCACUUCCCACCAUUUACCAUUGUAAAGAUGGAGAAUUUAGACGGUACCAAGGUCCCCGAACCAAAAGUGACUUCAUCAAUUUCAUCAGUGAGCGAGAAUGGAAGUCUGUUGAGCCUGUUUCUUCGUGGCUUGGGCCAUCUUCAUUUCUGAUGAGCAGCAUGUCUGCCUUAUUUCAGCUUUCCAUGUGGAUUAGGCAAUGUCACACUUACUUCACAGAAAACCUUGGUAUACCAAACUGGGGGUCCUAUGCAAUUUUUGCAUUUGUAACUUUGUUUUCGGGGUUGCUGCUAGGCCUUAUAAUGGUGUUUCUGGCUGAUUGUGUGUGUCCCUCUAAAAAGCAAAGGCCAUACCAGCAUCCUCAUCAAAGAAAGCUAGUAGAAUCUGCUCAGCAUUUGAAAAAAAAAAAUGAAGGACUUGAUGGAGUCAAUCUUGAUGGUGAAAUGGACCGUGGAGAUCCAUGGUACCCUGUUCCUCCACCCAAUCCAGUGAGACAACGCAUCGCAAAACCAGCCUCUGAAGCAGAGCAGUCAUAGCUCUUGCCAGCAAGCUCAUCUUCUGGAGAUCCUGGAUGGAUGCCUGAUAUUCAAAUACGCUGGUGGGCAGGAGAGGUGGGAAAGCCCUCCUCUUCUACCUCCCAAGAGAAGCAAGACUCAGAAUCAUUUUGAGAUGGUGAAAAAUUGUUUCUGAAUCUUUCAGUGGGACAAGUUUAAAGCGUGGUAACAGAAAUGCUUUACCUGUCCCUCUGGAACAGGUGCGGGAGGUGCAAAGGGUUAAUUUGCCUAUGACACAGUGAAAUCCAGAAUUUCGAUGAGUUACCAGUCUGCAAUGCCGGGACAAACAUUGGGCCCAAAAUUGGACGAUCCCUUCUGAUGUAGCCUUUCCCUCCAUCUAGAAAUAAGGAGGAAAAAUGCUUUCUUCUAUUACUUCUUUGGAUCCCAACUCAAGAGGUUACUUCUACAGCUGGCUUGCUUUUACAAGUGUAAAAUUUAAAAAAAGCCUUUUUUCAUUCUAAUAAUAAUUUAAAAAAAAACCCUUUUAGCUAAUUUUGAAUACCCAGGAAGAGUUGAAGCCCAGAUUUUUGAACAGCAGCUAAUUCUCACAAAAUUUGGAUCCCAUGGCAAAUAGGUUUUUUUUUUCUGUUUUAAAUUGCUUGUUAUGUGAGGUGGUUAUUUGAGAGACUAUUCUUCCAGAGUGAAAGAGCCAAAGAAUCCCUUUUGCCUAGCCUGAACUCUAUCCUGUUCCCUAAUGUUGCUUGAUUAGACACAUCAAGCUUCAUACGCAACUAAUUGGCAGGAAAAAGAAGUAAUUAUGUAAAGUUAGUUUAGUUAUCUUAUUCCUAAUAGCUUAAAGACUAAGACUUAGAAGUUUAUUAGAUAAUCCUGUAGGGGAAGGUGCCGCUCCUAGCAUAGUUGUCAAUUUCUUUCCCUGGGGGAAACUUUUUGCUUAGAUCUUAGAAUAAAAUCUCAUUUUUAUCAGUAUUUCAGGACAUGUGGAUUCUUGCAGCAGUUUCCAUCAGCAUGCCAUAAAGCCAAGAAAUUCUGCCAGCUAUCAUUUUUCAUCUGUUUCCUUUUAGAUCUAUUUCCCAAGACACAACAUUCUCAGAAAAGUUUCUGACAACACUUUCUUUUUUUACCACAAAAAAGUCAUUUUGACAAUAUUUUUGGUUAAUCAAAAUUAAUCCUCAAGGAGGAAGACUCAGUGGCCAUUUGACAUAGCUGGUGACUCUGCCUUAACCACCUAUUAUGUUGACAAAUCACAAGGUUUUUUUAAAAAAAGUUUUAAUAAAAUAAGAUAUUUUUAGGUUUGAAAAGCUUUAGAAAAAACAUAUUUCCUUGCAAAGACAGUAGUGUAUGCCCUUGGCUGAUAAGUAGAAUACAGUGCAGUUGGCUUAUGAAAUAGGCUUAGAGCAGUUGAAUUUUGUAUAAAAUAUCUCUCUUCCCCUUCUUAAAGCUUCCUUUAUAUUCUCAUAAAAACUAGGAAUUACUUGUCAUUCUUUUCUGAACCCUGUCCAAGUUUUGAUGUAUGUAAUGGGAAACUCACAGACCAUAGCAUUGCUUGUUUUUCCAUUUGCAUUUUCUGUAUGGGGGGGGGGGGGAAAUCACAUUUUCUUCCAAAGAUGUUAAAAGAUGCUGUGGCCAGUAAGCAGCCAUCUCCCCUGCUUGUUCGUGGUUUUCCUGUUUCCUUAAAAGGUCUUCCAGCCAUUGGGAAUCAGGUUCUUUGGCUCUAUGUAGGUAUGUUUGCCUCUGCUACAGAGAAUUAACUCAGUUAAUAUUUCUUCCUCUCUACCCCCAGCUUUGAUAUGAACUUUUAUGAAUGUUUUGAAAAGGGUCGUGUUUGUCUUUGAAGACCCAUGGUGGUGCAGUGGUUACAAUGCAAUAUUGCAGGCUAAUUCUGCCGACUGCCAGCAGUUUGAUCCUGGCUAUCUCAAGGUUGACUCAGCCUUCCAUCCUUCCGAGGUGGGUAAAAUGAGGACCCAGAUUGUUGGGGGCAAUAGGCUGACUCUGUAAACUGCUUAAGAGGGCUGUGAAGCGGUGUAUAAAGUCUUAAGUGCUAUUGCUGUUCAGUGCCGAGACAAGGAUAUGCAAAGAGGUUGUUCCGUUGGUCAAGUUGUCUUACAUUUAACCAGGACUGUAUUAACUGAUUGAAACAAGCUUCUCAGGCACCUGUUCUUGUUUCAACAAUGGCUACAUACUGACAACUGGGACUUCCAUACUGAAGCAUUGAAAUUAAUGCAUAUUUGCUUUAACGUGAUCUGUAUGGAGAAUCAGUAGGUGUCCUUGAAAGCAGUCUGGCUUCAUUCUGUGCAGUCCAGUCUAUGGGAAAUUGCUACUAACCUCCGGGACUUUCUGCUAGCUCAUCUGCUGCUAUUGCCCCUAAGAGCUCUGUUGAAUCUAAAGCUAGUUUAGGUUUCUUGAAAUGGAGAUACUUCUCCCUGCAGGCAAACAUCUGGAUUUUAUUGUUGAGUUUCUCUCUCAACAGUCUCUCUCUGGUCAACACAACCUCCACUGAAAGAAGCCUUCAGGCAGAAUGAGUUGUCACACAAUGAAGGGGGAGAUAAAGUUCUAAAUGUACCUGUUCCUUGUUGCGUUGUCCUUUUG
This is a messenger RNA of Pseudonaja textilis, 3494 nucleotides long. It is a transcript of the gene TMX1, whose product is annotated as thioredoxin related transmembrane protein 1. The record is from RefSeq and is a predicted model, not a curated record. Gene Ontology annotation, cellular component: endomembrane system. NCBI's taxonomy places the organism in Eukaryota, Metazoa, Chordata, Lepidosauria, Squamata, Elapidae. Gene Ontology annotation, molecular function: disulfide oxidoreductase activity.